This is a messenger RNA of Triticum dicoccoides, 1999 nucleotides long. Its product is annotated as organic cation/carnitine transporter 7-like. The transcript has 6 exons. The record is from RefSeq and is a predicted model, not a curated record. Gene Ontology annotation, cellular component: membrane. Bases 269 to 1708 code for a protein of 479 amino acids. Gene Ontology annotation, biological process: transmembrane transport. Gene Ontology annotation, molecular function: transmembrane transporter activity. NCBI's taxonomy places the organism in Eukaryota, Viridiplantae, Streptophyta, Magnoliopsida, Poales, Poaceae.
UUUCCAAUCCCACUAUUAUAAACUCGUUCCCCUCCCAAGAACCCGCAAAGCGCAGGCAGGCAGGCAUCUUCCUCCCCCUUCCUCCUCCUCCCCCGUCCUCCGCCGCCGCUGCUGGCUUUCCUUCCGGCGAGCGAGGAUCGUCCCUGAUCCGUCCGGGGCUCGCCCCCCGCCUCCUCCGUGCCUGGAGGUGAAAUAAGCAAAUAUUUUCCUGACGUCAAGUUUGCUACAGACUGGCCCUUCCUUGGCUGAACCGGCACACACUACCAACAUGGAAACAUACACCACGGAUGAUGCGCUUACAGCCAUGGGAUUUGGAAAAUUGCAAGGACUUGUUCUUGUUUAUGCAGGCAUGGGUUGGGUUGCAGAAGCCAUGGAGGUCAUGCUACUCUCAUUUGUUGGACCACUGAUUCGAGAGGAAUGGAAAAUCUCUGCCCAAGAUGAAAGUUUACUCUCAAGUGUAGUGUUUUUGGGCAUGUUAAUUGGAGCAUGUGGUUGGGGAUAUGUGUCUGACAAAUAUGGGCGAAGGACUGGUUUACUGCUUUCAACUCUGUUUACUACUGGAAUGGGUUUCCUAAGUGCUUUGUCUCCAAACUAUUUAUGUUUGAUGGCUCUUCGCUUUCUCGUUGGCGUAGGACUGGGUGGCAGCCAUGUGUAUUCAUCUUGGUUUUUGGAGUUUGUUCCUGCGCAAAAUCGUGGCUUUUGGAUGAUUAUUUUUUCCUUUUUUUGGACUAUUGGCACAGUCUUGGAGGCUUCACUUGCAUGGAUUGUCGUAUCAACAUUGACUUGGAGGUGGUUGCUAGCAUUGACUGCCAUCCCUUGCUUUCUCUUGCUCCCUUUCUUUGGAAUUACACCUGAAUCGCCACGCUAUCUGUGUGCGCAAAAUAGAAUAUCUGAUGCAACACUUGUCCUGGAGAGAAUCGCCGAGACAAACCAAGCAACUCUUCCUCCUGGAGUUCUCGUAUACCCUCGAGACGGUGAAGUUGAUCAUAGUACUCUUACCUCUGAGGCAGAUCAUCUUCUUCCACUCAGAGAGAAGGAAUGCACAGAUGAUGAUGUCACAAGCCCCAAAUCUGGUAGUGCUGCUGCAUUGCGCAGUCUGCUGUCACGGAAAUUGCGUAGAUCAACUCUUCUACUUUGGUUUGUUUUCUACGCAAAUUCCUUUGCUUAUUAUGGACUAGUCUUGCUGACCGCGCAACUGAGCAAUGCAAAUAAAAGCUGUGCAUCUGGGCUGAAAUAUGUGAAGAGUGAAACAGAUGCCAGCCUUUACAAAGAUACAUUUGUCACUAGUCUUGCAGAGAUUCCGGGUCUAAUUGCAUCUGCUCUUCUUGUUGAAUGGUUUGGCCGAAAAGCUACAAUGUGGUGCUUGCUCUUCACAUGCUGUGGUUUCCUUGGCCCACUUGUGUUUUAUCAGAGUGAGCUAUGGACAACUGGCCUUCUAUUUGGUGCUCGUGCUUGUGCCAUGGGUAGCUACACAGUUGUAUGUUUAUAUGCCCCAGAGGUAUACCCGACGUCGGUGCGCUCGACCGGGGUUGGAAUCGCGACCGCCAUGGGGAGAGUCGGUGGAAUUAUUUGCCCCCUUGUAGCCGUUGGGAUGCUGAGAAGCUGCCAUCAGAUGGAAGCAAUCAUUGUGUUUGAGGUGGUGUUAUUCCUUGCUGCAAUUGCCUGCAUGCUCUUCCCUUUUGAGACCAAGGGCCGCGCAAUGAACUGAUGAUGGUCAUGGUGUAAACAAGUAAAAACACUUGGACCAUAAAAUUCGUCAUGCUGCUUCGCGUGAACGUUUAUAUACAAACUGUUAUAUGUCUAGUAUUUUAGUGGACAUGACGAUGAAGAUUCCUCGAAAUUCAUUUCGGGGUUUCGGAUGUUAUUGGACAUCAUUUUGUAAAGUCCUCACUCCUUAAGACUGUAAGUAGGAGUAUGUUAUGGUAUGUAUGUAUGUAUAAAUUCUUUGAACGUGAUUAAGUGUCUGCAACAGGCAUUUCUACCAGUAACUUUUGCUGAA